Molecule: messenger RNA, 474 nt
Organism: Kluyveromyces lactis
Lineage: Eukaryota; Fungi; Ascomycota; Saccharomycetes; Saccharomycetales; Saccharomycetaceae
Gene: CGI121
Product: Cgi121p
Exons: 1
Coding region: 1-474 (157 amino acids)
Biological process (GO): telomere maintenance via recombination; tRNA threonylcarbamoyladenosine modification
Cellular component (GO): EKC/KEOPS complex; cytosol; nucleus
Source: RefSeq, a predicted model, not a curated record
AUGGCUGGAAUAGUUUUGAAGUACAAGAUUCCUCAGUUUCAGGAGUAUACUAUUCAUGUUCAGAAGUAUAACAAUGUUACCAAUUCUUCUGAGCUACGAUCCAAAUUGGCUGAAUUACCUUUUGCAUACAUCGACUCCAAAACUGUGAUAUCCGUUGAACAAUUGUCGAGUGCCAUCUAUAAGGCUAUUUUGGAAACAGAGUACAAUAGAAUGCGGACAAGAACUAUCCAUUCUGAAUGCAUUUUAUCACUAUCUCCUAGUUCGAACAUUGGCGAUGCAUUGAACAGAUUUGGUAUAAAGGAAGGAACAACUGAUAUAAUUGUGAUCAAAAUCAUUGAAGACAGUAAUGAAGAACCCUAUGAUGGCAAUGCUUCCGUUGAUGGGGACCUAGUUCCAGUCUCGGAUGAUGAGUUUUCUACAUCUGCCGAUAAAGAAAUUAUCAAAACGGUAUGUAUUCCUUGUGAUAAGUUAUGA